ACACACCCCCAUGAUGGUCUAGGAAGGGGAAGGCAGGGCAACCGGGGAAGAGGGGUUGUUGCUUCCCUUAUUGAUUAUCGAUAAUUGCUGUCUCCUGUCUCCUUGCUGCUAUCUGAUUGCGUCCCAUUUUCUUUUUGCAGAUCGCCCCAGCUGUUAUUAGGGAGGGCUGGAACAGGGGGCAUCUUCUGCUCCCAUGAUGGCUUCUGAUUUGAAAGAUGCCAGAAUAUUGGAGCCUUCUUCUGUGGCCCCUUUGGAGACUCGGGCACCACCGAGGAAGACAGACAAAAAGGGAGGGCUGCCAGAGGCCAAGCGGAAAGGGCGGGCCAAGCGGUUGAACAAGGACGUGGAGGAUCUACUCUCCGGCCUGCAGCAACUGGAUCUUGCUGCAGAAUGUGUAGUGCCAGUUGGAACCGGCCUGGUGUGGGAUGAGCGGAUGACAGAGUUUCACUGCCCAUGGGAUGAAAGUUUCCCAGAGCAUCCAGAACGUCUGGUAGCCACGCGAGACAAACUGCUGCAAUGUGGACUGCUGGAGCGUUGCAUCCCAGUGGCGGCUCGAGAAACUUCUGAGGAAGAGAUCCUCUUGGCUCACAGUCAGGAGUACCUGGCCCUGAUGAAAUCAACUGAAACGAUGAGCGAGGCUGAGCUGAGAUCUCUAUCGGACACAUAUGAUUCUGUCUAUCUGCACCCUAAUUCCUACCGCUGUGCCUGCCUUGCUGCUGGUUCUGUCCUGCAACUUGUGGAGAAGGUGUUGGCUGGGGAGCUCUGUAACGGACUGGCUCUGGUCAGGCCACCUGGCCACCAUGCUCAGCGUGACAAGAUGGAUGGCUACUGCAUGUUCAACAAUGUGGGCAUUGCAGCCCAAUAUGCCCGGCAGAAAUUGGGAGUGGAGCGGGUGCUUAUUGUUGACUGGGAUGUGCAUCAUGGACAAGGCACCCAGUACCUCUUUGAGGACAAUCCCAGAAUCCUUUAUUUCUCCAUCCAUCGCUAUGAAGGGGGCAGCUUCUGGCCCCACCUUCCAGAAUCUGACAGUCAUGCUGUGGGCAGAGGCCGGGGAGAGGGCUGCAACAUCAAUGUGCCCUGGAACCAGAUAGGUAUGCGGGAUGCUGACUACCUCUCUGCCUUUUUGCAUAUCCUGCUGCCUGUGGCCUUGGAGUUCCAGCCUCAGCUGGUCCUGGUUGCUGCUGGUUUUGACUCUGUAAUUGGUGACCCCAAGGGGCAGAUGUCCGCCACCCCAGCAUGCUUCGCUCACCUGACACAUCUGUUAAUGCCACUGUCUGGAGGCAAGCUGGUUCUGUCUCUGGAGGGUGGGUACAAUCUCCAGUCCCUGGCGGAGGGAACCUGUGCAGUCCUCAAGGCUCUUUUAGGAGACCCCUGUCCUCUAUUGGAAUCGCCCCUCACCCCAUCUACCAGUGCCCUCUGUUCUGUGUCCCAGACGCUUGCAGUUCACAGCAAGUACUGGAAGAAUCUACGGCGGACCAGUGCUGAUGUGCCUCAGGAGAAUGGAGGAGGGAUGAGCGUAGAUUUGCCGCUAGGCAACCCUCUGCCAGCAGCUGAGAUCUUAGCCAAGUCGGCGGCUGAAUUGAUGCAACCCCGACCCCCUUCCUGCACUGGUCUGGUCUACGAUGAGAAGAUGACAGAGCAUUAUAAUAUGUGGGAUAGUCAGCAUCCGGAGCUGCCUCAGAGAGUAUCCCGGAUCUUCCAGCGCCACGGGGAGCUGCGCCUGACAGAACGGUGUUGCCGGCUCCCAGCCCGGCUUGCCUCUGAAGAGGAACUGCGAAUGUGCCACAGUCUGGCUUAUGUAGAGACGGUGAAGUCGACAGCCACCAUGAAGCCCCGUGACCUGCACCGCCAGGGCGACCAGUACAAUUCCAUCUAUAUCUGUGCCAGCUCCUACGAGUGUGCUCGGCUGGCAGCUGGCUCUGCAUUCAGUGCGGUAGAGGCCGUGCUCUCUGGGCAGGUCCAAAAUGCUGUGGCCAUUGUCCGGCCACCUGGGCACCAUGCUGAACCAGACACUGCCUGUGGCUUCUGCUUCUUCAACUCCGUGGCUUUGGCAGCACGAUACGCACAGCGCCUGGCUGGACGACCUAUGAGGGUGAUGAUACUAGACUGGGACGUUCACCAUGGCAAUGGGACACAGCAUAUGUUUGAAGAUGAUCCCAGCGUCCUAUAUAUCUCCCUCCAUCGCUACGACAAUGGAACUUUUUUCCCCACCUCUGAGGAUGCAGACUAUAAUCGGGUGGGCUUGGGGCCUGGGAAGGGCUUCACCCUUAAUGUGCCUUGGAACUGUCCCCGUAUGGGGGACCCUGAGUACCUGGCUGCCUUUCACCAGAUUGUCAUGCCUGUCAGCUAUGAGUUCAAUCCAGAGCUGGUCCUGGUUUCGGCUGGCUUCGAUGCUGCUCGGGGGGACCCACUGGGUGGAUGCCUUGUGACUCCAGAAUGCUAUGCGCACAUGACCCAUCUGCUGCUGGGCCUGGCAGGAGGCAAGGUGGCAGUUGUGUUGGAGGGUGGCUACAACCUAGAAUCGAUUUCAGAAUCCAUGGCCAUGUGUACACGCAGCCUCCUGGGGGAUCGUCUGCCCCCACUUGGACGCCUCAAGGCCCCCCACCCCAGCGCCCUGCAGUCUUUGGCCCAUGUUGCUGCUGUGCAUCGCAAGUAUUGGGCAAGCCUCCGACUAGAAGUGCCUGCUCUUCUGUGGGAGAAGCCCAGGACUCGGGCUGGGAAAGGAACUCCCAUUCCAGAUGAAACCACUUUAGAGGCCCCUCAGGAGCUGCUUCAGAGCCCCAGAGCUCAACCCGUGGAGGCUGUGGAUGAUGCUAUAAUGGCUUUGGGCUCCCUCCAUCUUGAAGACAAUCUCGUGGAGGAGGGGGAGACGGUUUCAAGUUCUCUGUCUCCUGAUUCCAGUCCAGUGGGAGAGCAGGCUAGGCAAAAGGUUGGGGGCUCCCCUGAAGAAGCUGAGCCAGCGGAAGAUACCCAGAGAGAAGGCACAUCAACAGGGAGUUCGUCUGGAGGAGUGGAGUCCCCUAACGAAGAGGUGGAGGUGAGGCCACCUAACGCCACCUCCAUGGCAGUGGAGAUCAUUCUGCUUGACGAAGCCAAAGGCUGUUCUUCCUCCGGUGAGCUGCUUGGAGAAGAUCUGGCAGACGAAGGGCUAUUUUAUGCUGUGACUCCCUUGCCAUGGUGUCCCCACCUUGACUCAGUCCUCCCUGUACCUCCCGCUGGCUUCAAUGUGCUAGAGGCCUGCGCAGAAUGUGGCAGCACAGCUGAGAAUUGGGUCUGUCUGAGUUGCUAUAAGAUUUGCUGUGGCCGCUACAUUAAGCAACACAUGGUAGCUCACAACUCAGAAUCGGGGCACCCGCUGGUACUCGGCUCUGUGGACCUCUCUGUCUGGUGCUAUGGAUGCCAAGCCUAUGUCCACCACCCGAUUCUCUUUGAAGCCAAGAGCAAGGCUCACAAGCUGAAAUUUGGUGUGGACAUGACAAUACCUUACUAAAGUGACUCCCUUUGUAAGGAGGGGCUAAUGCCGAAUGCAGCACAAUCUACCAUCAUUUGACCUCACUGAAUUGAACCUGAUGCUUAAAGGGCUCUUGAUGUGCCAAAAAUAAUCAACAAUCAUCAAUGCAAUACCACCAGCAGCCAUGAAACAAACACCUGCAACCUCAUUGCUUCCACUAGGACAAAGAAUAUUCUUUUCUGGUGCAUUCCAUGAUUGGGUCCAUUUUUAUUCAGAAACAUUAGGGAUAUCUUUACUUCCAGGGAGAGGUGAUUUACUUUUCCUGAUGGUGAAGAAGCACCAGGGCAAUAUUUUUCUUGGAGAGGCAGGGCUGAAUGUUUCUCUGCCGACACAUGCAGUGGCUGACUGCAUAGCACAUCAUUGCUGCCCUGCCACAAAUUGCUAUGUAUUUUACCCAAUCACCCCCUUCUCCAUAUUAAAGUUGUGUUAUGCUAAGCUGGGGGGAAACAUGCUGAAUCACAUGGAGGAGGAAUAUAUUCUCUCUUGCUCUCCCCCCACCCCAAAUUAAUCAAGAAUGUUCUGUGCUGGUUGAUACAAAAGCAUGUUUUCUGCAGGUGGAUUCCCUUGGCUACAUGAGGUUCACAUCCAGAAGGUUUGAAAUAUAAACUGAUGGAGUUCAAGCGCCUCUGAACUGGGGAACAUGAUGGAUUACAUACAUAUAUAUUAGAUAGGAGUCUUUGGUUUCCUUGUUCAAAGGCCCUGCAGUAUUUGGCCCUGCAUGUAGCAGGGAAUGUGUAAGAUGCUUGAGAGAAUGAGCUAAGGGGUCUUUCCCUCUACAUUAUAGAGACAGGUAUGGGAUCUGAAAGGCUCCCUCCAAUCUUGUAAAGGGCAUAAAUUACUAUUCUAAGGCCAGAUUCUUACCUUUCUACUCUACUACUGUAUUAUGGACUCAGAACCUCCUGUGAGGGUGGGGGCUGUAUGCAAAGCCAUUUUCUUUCAGGCAAUAGCAGUGAUGUGAAAUGGGACUAUUGAAAACCCUGUUCUAAGCAUGCAGUAGCUGCCUUAUGCAAACACCAUUUUCUCCGAUAAAUCUGGGCCGCCUGGAGUUUGGCAGGAUGGCAGCAGCCCCUGCUGCAAAAGGAGCAUGUGAGAAUUGGGCCUCAGUUGCUAUGUCUGAGGGAAAUGUUUGCCACAGUGUAGUUAAGCAAGGAGCAAAGUUUCCCCUCCUAAAGGGCAAGUGGGAGGUUUUUCCUGGGCAAUGAUUCGGGGGGGGGGUGCAUGUUGAUGGUCAGCUACUGAGUGUUCCCACAGCAUCCCCUGGCCAGUUAUUGUAUUAACUCUAAAAGCAGACAAGGGGUAUUGGGUGUAGAAGAGUGGGAGAGUCUUGGAGUUCCUAGGCAACCCUGUCUGGCACAAAGUGGUUGGGAGGAGUACCCUCCUAGCUGCCUUCGAGGCAGCUACAGAUUCCUUCUUUACCUGCCUGUCACUACCAAUAAAAACAACUGAAUGGGGGCAGACACACUGCCCUCUCUCUGAAAGACCGGCUUGGGAAAGAGUGGGUUGAGAGGGUGACAGGGGGAGUAGCAGGGUCAAAUUAGUGCCUGGCAAGGGUGCAUCAGUUUUGCCAGGGCCGGCCUGGGUAGAGUUGGGGGGUUGUUACAGGGCAGGAAAGGGGAACCUGUGACCCUCUAUAUAUGUUGUUGGACUACAAUUCCAUCAUCCCUAACCACACUGGCCAGGUUUGCUGGGAUUGAUGGGAGUUCAAAAACAUCUGGAGGGCCACAGAGUUUCCCAUCUCUGCUAUAGGGGCUGAUCUCACACUGUGAUAUAAAGGGGGGGAAUCACUGAACCUUUAGAAGGGGGGAGUUAGUUACAAUAUAGCCUCAAAAAAAUCCUCUGCAUAUAAUUUCUUUGCAAUUGUUUUUCUGCUUGAUUUUAUAAUCUUUCUAAUUAUUCAAAUAAAAUGUUUAUGUGAGUGGAGUCACUGUGUGUGUGUGUGUGAGAGUGAGUGAGUGAGUGAGUGAGUGAGUGAGUGAGUGAGUGAGUGAGUGA
This is a messenger RNA of Rhineura floridana, 5503 nucleotides long. It is a transcript of the gene HDAC6, whose product is annotated as histone deacetylase 6. Bases 194 to 3490 code for a protein of 1098 amino acids. The transcript has 29 exons. Lineage: Eukaryota; Metazoa; Chordata; Lepidosauria; Squamata; Rhineuridae. Gene Ontology annotation, molecular function: histone deacetylase activity; zinc ion binding. The record is from RefSeq and is a predicted model, not a curated record. Gene Ontology annotation, biological process: chromatin organization. Gene Ontology annotation, cellular component: histone deacetylase complex.